Molecule: messenger RNA, 822 nt
Organism: Diatraea saccharalis (sugarcane borer)
Lineage: Eukaryota; Metazoa; Arthropoda; Insecta; Lepidoptera; Crambidae
Source: the annotation of a GenBank genome assembly
AUGUUUGCUAAUAUUCUGUCAGCUUUGUCAAUAUCUGCAGACAAUUUUUUGGUUUGGAUUACUGGGAAAUCUCCUUACGGUAUAACUGUGCACCACAUAGAUGACGUGCUUAUAGGAAACAGAUAUAAAUACAUGAUUCAAAACGUAAGAAAAUAUCGGGGUGCCGGUUAUGAUAGUGAUAAUUAUCUAGUGGAAGUCAAAUUAAGAGUAAAAAUUAGGUUAACAAGACUUGAGCACGAUAACUCAGUCGAACUAGCUAUUAAUAUACACAAAUUAAGAGACGGUGAUACUAGAAUUGUUCUUAGAAACAGAUUUAAUGCAUUGGCUAUUAGUGAAAAUAUGGACGAUAGUUGGGAGGAUAUUAAACGGGUAGUGAAGAAAAUGGGGCUCCAGGAAGUCCUCCUAACAAGUAAGGACAGCAAGAAAAUGAUACCAACCAUAUGUUCAGAAGCUAGAAGAUCACGAAGGGAACCUUUCAAUGAGUUCGGAGUUACAAAAUGUGUGGUAGAUGGCGGAGUAGAGUUGAAUAGUCAUCACAAGGUGGUAGGAUAUGCUGCCGACUUAGCGUUACUUGGACAACGCGAAUCAGACCUGAUUAGAUUCGCGGAAGUACUGGAAAGAGAAGAAGAAACGGUUGGUCUUAGAAUCAGACGAGAUAAGUUACAGUACCUUGAUAAGAAGCGGUAUAAAGAUGUAAAAGUGAAGGGAAAUAGUCUACAAGUUAGAGGGACAGCAUAUAAGGGACUUGAAAAAUUCAAGUAUCUAGGUUGCACUAUAACUGCUACGAAUAAAAAGAGAAAACGUGAUAAACAUCCGCAUUAA